Molecule: messenger RNA, 1570 nt
Organism: Macroventuria anomochaeta
Lineage: Eukaryota; Fungi; Ascomycota; Dothideomycetes; Pleosporales; Didymellaceae
Exons: 3
Coding region: 194-1465 (423 amino acids)
Biological process (GO): protein localization to nuclear inner membrane; nuclear pore organization; NLS-bearing protein import into nucleus
Cellular component (GO): nuclear pore; nuclear pore central transport channel
Molecular function (GO): structural constituent of nuclear pore
Source: RefSeq, a predicted model, not a curated record
CCCAUUGCGGUUUCGCAUCACCGCAACGCCGUGCGCAAACCUCAAAGCCACUUUCACUGUCGACAUGCAGACUGAUUGAGCUUCUCAUUCCCUCACUACCACGUCCGCCCCUUCCUCGUUGCUCAGCGCGUACCUGAAGCGUGUUUACUCAUAAACACCACACAACCGCACAUUCUUAGAUCCGCUCGCCAAUAUGUCUUUCAGCUUUGGAAACGCCGGAGGAGAGAAGAAGACAGGGACACUGUUUGGGAGUACAACUGCGCCAGCCGGAGGUCUUUUCGGCGGUUCGCUGCAACAACCACAGCAGUCGACUGCUGCGGCACCUAGCUUGUUCGGCACCAGCACAGCAGCGCCUCAGACUGGCGGUCUGUUUGGAUCGACACAGCAGCAACCACAGCAGAACACUGUAUCCAACUUGUUUGGCGGACAACUUGGGCAGCCCCAGCAACAGCAGCAGCAAUCACAACAACAGACCUCAAGCCAGUGGGGCCAGACCCAAAAUCAGCAGCAGCAGCAACAGCAACCCCAGCAACAGCAGCAGUUCGGCAACAGCUUGUUUGGAUCCUCUCUACAACCUGCGCCAGGAUUGAACCCUAUUCAGGCGCAGAGCCUCCAGCAGACCCGCGAUGGGCUGCCUCAGCUGCGGCAGUCAACAGCUCAGCCUUAUGCUGGUGCAUCAAUUAGCGGUCAUCGCGAGAAGUCUGUCCAGCAACAGAUCCAAGUGUUGAACGGCAAAUGGGACCCCGAGAACCCUGACUGUGUCUUCACACAUUAUUUCUACAACUCGGUCAAGCCCGAAGAAGCACCGUUCUACGGACCCCAGCCGGGAGAAGAUGAGAGGAAGUGGGAAGAAGCUCUUUCGAAGAAGCCUGCCCCUGGCGCCAUCCCUGUACUGGCGCGCGGUUUCGAGCAGGUAGCAGAACGCAUACGCCAGCAGCAGAUGGCUGUUACUGCACUUCGAACGCGCCUCCACGAGAUCAACAAUAGCCUUUCAGUGCUGAAGGACACCCACGAGCUGAAUGUCGCAUCGCGCAUCACCGAGGCAAAGCGAAAGCACAUUGUAUUCACACAGCGGACACUGGCUCUCGCGACAAAGGUGCAAAUCCUGAGGAACCGAGGAUAUGUCAUGGACACACAGGAAGAGGAGCUGAAGAAGAAGCUUGUCGAGCUCGAGAAGAAAACCUUCGACCCUGUACUUGGAGGGCGGCAAGAGGAGAUCUGGGCGCGUAUGUCAGGCGUGCGCGAAAGGGCGCGGAUACUGCAGGAGGAGACAGAGAAGCUGGGCAAGAAUAUCGAGAGCCAGCAGAACGGCGAGCUGCUUUCAGAAGAAGACCAGAAGGCGCUAGAGAAGCUCCUGAAAGACUACGAUAGACAACUCGAACACCUUAAAAAAUGGGUCGACGACACCAAACAAGAGUACGACGAGUACGAGAAAGUCCAAGAGCAGAAGCCAGCGACGCGAUGAGUAUAGAACAUUGGCAUGUACGAUUGGAAGAGCAUUUAUCAAUCAUCUCAUUGGCGAAAAGGUUGGCAUUGCGGAUACCACAUUGUGGCUCAUCGAGUCCAUAGC